Messenger RNA from Acinonyx jubatus (cheetah), 3149 nucleotides. It is a transcript of the gene CBS, whose product is annotated as cystathionine beta-synthase. The record is from RefSeq and is a predicted model, not a curated record. Gene Ontology annotation, molecular function: cystathionine beta-synthase activity; cysteine synthase activity. Bases 511 to 2436 code for a protein of 641 amino acids. The transcript has 18 exons. NCBI's taxonomy places the organism in Eukaryota, Metazoa, Chordata, Mammalia, Carnivora, Felidae. Gene Ontology annotation, cellular component: cytoplasm.
CGCAAAAGUUUUAGCUUCGCCAGGAUUACUUGGGGGUGUUUGUCCCGAACUGCGCCUCCCGGCCAGCCUCCAAAUCUACUGUUGAAUCUCGAUAUGCCACCUGAAAACUCACACUUUAAAACAGGAGUUUACUACCAUUCGCACCCUUGACCCUGACCAUCCCCGCCCCCCACACUGGGGCCAGCUGGGGCGUGUGUCUGCAGGGUGCACGAUGCCCUUGGGGGCGUCGUGACCCCAGGAGGGUCUUGCGCUUUAAGAUGGGGUUUCAGGUGGAGCGGGAACCGGCAGAGCGGCGCCAGGUGAGCCCGCCUGCCCGGGACGCACGUGCUUGGCCCGCGGGGCGCGAGCUGAGUCUCGCGAGUGGGAACCCGCGGGUUCGGACCGGUUGCCAAGCGAGCGCCUGGCCCAGUGCUUUUGGGGUCCGCGGAGACUCGGUCGGCUUCGAUCUUUGUACCCAGCGGCUCCUUACCUCGCCGGAGGCUAUGCCAGGCUAGGCUCCGGCCUGGGCGAAUGUGGCCAGCCGCUGGGCACUGGGCUGCAUCGGGCCACCUGCACUGGGGGAAAUGGACCCAGCUGGGGCUGCCUCUGCCUUUGCUGAUAACCAGCCUGAUACUGCGUGCCCUGGAGGAGAAGGUCAGCAAGGGAACGCCCCGAAACUCUGGAUUUACACCUCCAUAUCCCAGCAUGCCUUCCGAGACACCCCAAGCAGAAACGGGGUCUGCAGGGUGCCCCCACCUCUCAGGGGCACACCUAGGGAAAGGGAGCCUGGAGAAGGGACCUCCGGGGGACAAGGAAGCCAAGGAGCGCCUGUGGAUCCGUCCCGAUGCCCCAAGCAAGUGUUCCUGGCAGCUGGGCAGGCCGGUCACUGACUCCCCUCAUCACCACACUGUCUUGACCAAAUCCCCCCAAAUCUUGCCCGACAUCCUGAAGAAAAUCGGGGACACCCCCAUGGUGAGAAUCAAUAAGAUCGGAAAGAAAUUUGGCCUCAAGUGCGAGCUCUUGGCCAAGUGUGAGUUCUUCAACGCGGGCGGGAGCGUGAAGGACCGUAUCAGCCUGCGCAUGAUUGAGGAUGCCGAGCGGGCCGGGACCCUGAAGCCCGGAGACACCAUCAUUGAGCCGACGUCUGGGAACACAGGGAUCGGGCUGGCCCUGGCUGCCGCCGUGAAGGGUUACCGCUGCGUCAUCGUGAUGCCGGAGAAGAUGAGCACGGAGAAGGUGGAUGUGUUGCGGGCCCUGGGGGCCGAGAUUGUGAGGACGCCCACCAUGGCCAGAUUUGACUCCCCGGAGUCCCACGUGGGGGUGGCCUGGAGGCUACGGAACGAGAUCCCCAAUUCUCACAUCCUGGACCAGUACCGCAACGCCAGCAACCCCCUCGCUCACUACGACACCACCGCCGAGGAGAUCCUGCAGCAGUGUGACGGGAAGUUGGACAUGUUGGUGGCUUCGGCGGGCACGGGUGGCACCAUCACGGGCGUCGCCAGGAAGCUGAAGGAGAAAUGCCCAGGGUGCAAAAUCAUCGGGGUGGAUCCCGAGGGUUCCAUCCUCGCAGAGCCCGAGGAGCUGAACCAGUCGGAGCAGACAGUCUACGAGGUGGAAGGGAUCGGCUACGACUUCAUCCCCACGGUGCUGGACCGGACGGUGGUGGACAAGUGGUUCAAGAGCAACGAUGAGGAGGCCUUUGCCUUUGCCCGGAUGCUGAUUGCACAGGAGGGGCUGCUGUGCGGUGGCAGCGCCGGCAGCGCCAUGUCGGUGGCCGUGAAGGCUGCCCAGGAGCUGCAGGAGGGCCAGCGCUGCGUGGUGAUUCUGCCGGACUCGGUGCGCAACUACAUGUCCAAAUUCCUGAGUGACAAAUGGAUGAUGCAGAAGGGCUUCCUGAAGGAGGAGGACUUCACCGUGACAAAGCCGUGGUGGUGGCACCUGCGAGUUCAGGAGCUGAGCCUGUCGGCCCCGCUGACGGUGCUGCCCACGGUCACCUGCGAGCACACCAUCGAGAUCCUCCGCGAGAAGGGCUUCGACCAGGUGCCCGUGGUCGACGAGUCAGGGGUGAUCCUGGGGAUGGUGACCCUGGGGAACAUGCUGUCGUCCCUGCUCGCUGGGAAGGUUCAGCCGUCAGACCAAGUUCGAAAAGUCCUCUAUAAGCAGUUCAAACAGAUCCGGCUGACGGACCCGCUGGGCAAGCUGUCGCACAUCCUGGAAAUGGACCACUUCGCCCUGGUGGUCCACGAGCAGAUCCAGUCGCGGGACCUGGCCUUGACGGGCGUGGUGGGGGGGCCCUCAGACCACAGCAACGGCAAGUCCAGUCAGAGGCAGACGGUGUUCGGGGUCGUCACUGCCAUCGACUUGCUGAACUUCGUGGCCGCUCGGGAGCGCGACCGGAAGACCAAGUCAGGAAGCACCUCGGAGCCCAGACCUGCGGGGGCCACGGUACAGCUCUGACCACGCCCUCGCCUCGCCGGGGUCCGCGCUCUACCUUUUGUAAACACAGAACCCACACGCGUGAUUUGUAACUGCCUGACGCUGGGCGCUGUCGUCAGGAGCGGGUAGCAAGCAGCGGGUGUGGGAUGCUUAGCCCGGGGCCAGCGUGGACGCUAGCUUCCCUUUUACUAACACCUGGCCGCCUCGGUGAAUCCGCUUACGGUUUAUUGGAGUAGAUGUGCGUUUCUUUCCCUUUCUUCUAAAACGGCUCAGCAAGGAAAUCUUAUCAAACAGGAUACAGCCAGGUGGGUGAGCCCUCGUGGCAAAUGACCAGAGCAGGGUGGAUAAAAGCGGAGGAAAGUGCUCUUCUGGAGAAGGGCCUACGAUGGGGAGCAGCAGAAAGGCGGCCAGGGAAGGAUGGGCCUGUUUGGAGCCCUCACACGGAGGUGCUGUCUCCUGGGUACCGGGGCUGGUUACAGUGACUUCAGUGUUUGGGGGUUUCUUAAUUGAGGUGAAAUUCACAUAACCUUAAAUGAACGAUUUAAAAGUGUAAGUUUUUGGGGCGCCUGGGUGGCUCCGUCGGUUGAGUGUCCGACUUCGGCUCAGGUCACGAUCUCGCGGUUCGUGGGUUCGAGCCCCGCGUCGGGCUCUGGGCUGACGGCUCGGAGCCCGGAGCCUGCUUCGGAUUCUGUCUCCCUCUCUCUCUCUGCCCCUCCCCUGCUUGUGCUCUCUCA